Molecule: messenger RNA, 1020 nt
Organism: Linum trigynum
Lineage: Eukaryota; Viridiplantae; Streptophyta; Magnoliopsida; Malpighiales; Linaceae
Source: the annotation of a GenBank genome assembly
GUUCAGGUGUAGUCAUUGGGCUUUCAUUUGCGAGGAUAAUAGCUAUCAUUCAAAUUAAUCAAAUUGGGCCUUGCCGGCCUGUCUCCACCGACCAUCUUCCCAUACAGCUAGGAGCUACCAAUAAUGUACUGCUCUCAAGUCUCUGACUCUGGAAUCUCGGCUUCAAUGGCGGGGAUCAGAAAAUAUAUUUAAAAAAGAGGAAAGUUAAUAAUUCCCCUGCCGCGUCUUCCUCAAUCAAUCAUUCAUUCUCCUCUUUGAUUAAUUCGAGACUUCUGAGAACUAGCCUCAGAUCCCAAGUGUCAAGGCCAUAUUAUAUACCUAGAAUUCUCCUUACCACUUUACACAAUCGCAUUUUUGUCUUCCAGUUGUCCAGAAAGGCAUUUCGUACCGAUCUCUUCUCCUUUCACCUCCGGCCGAAACAACAACAAGAAGGGAAAAUGCCUCAAGGAGUUCUUGAAGUCCUUCUCGUCAGUGCAAAGGGCCUGGAGAACACUGAUUUCCUCAAUGACAUGGACCCUUACGUGAUCCUGACUUGCCGCACCCAUGAGCAGAAAAGCAGCGUCGCUUCAGGAAAGGGGUGCGAGCCGGAGUGGAAUGAGAAUUUUGUGUUUACAGUAUCAGAAGGAACCAGCGAGCUCUGCUUCAAAAUCAUGGACAGUGAUGCUGGCACGGCCGAUGAUUUUGUAGGCGACGCCACAAUUCCAUUAGAUGCAGUGUUCGAUGAAGGAAGUGUCCCACCAACAUCAUACAAUGUGGUUAAGGAUGGUGAAUACAAAGGCUCCAUCAGAGUUGGGCUCACCUUCAAAAGAGAGGAACACCGAAGCCGCGGAUUUGAAGAAGAAAGCUUUGGCGGGUGGAAGCAGUCUGAAGCAUCAUACUGAGAAUGGAUUUGAGAGUCAUAUAAGCUUUGGAGUCAUGAAUUUGCGGGGUUUCUGUGUUUUCUUUUUGGUGAUGAAUGUGUCUUCGUGUCAGUAAGAAUUUGGUGUUUUAACUGCAGAAUGUAGCAUAUGAAACAUUUGU